Messenger RNA from Callorhinchus milii (elephant shark), 2774 nucleotides. It is a transcript of the gene mdfic, whose product is annotated as MyoD family inhibitor domain containing. The record is from RefSeq and is a predicted model, not a curated record. The transcript is spliced from 5 exons. The coding region runs from base 568 to 1317 and encodes 249 amino acids. NCBI's taxonomy places the organism in Eukaryota, Metazoa, Chordata, Chondrichthyes, Chimaeriformes, Callorhinchidae.
CUCUGUGGCUGAGCUCCAGUUCUGGAUAUUACUGUCGGAAUCCGGAAAUGAUGAAAAUUGCAGAGAAAGAGAGAGAAAAAAAAAGUCACACACACACACAAAAAAAAAAGAGUCUGUGAAGAAGAGUUUGGAGAGAAUAUAAUGUGAAGGAGGAGGAGGAGGAGGAGCAGUGCAGGGAAUCUGGUUGUCUCGCGCUCUGUCCGACCCUCAGGAGAGAACCCAAAUUAUAUAUAUAUAUAAAAAAAGGAACUUGAAUCACAGGAAAAAAAAAGGAGAAGAAGAAGGAGGAGAAGAAGAAGAAGAAGAAGAAAUAACCGAUUGUUUUCCGGGAAUCUCUGUAACAUUUUCUUGCUCUUCCCCUCAGAAAAAAAAUUAUAUAUCAAUAUAUAAAAGUUUUAUAAGUCGACGCGCAGCCAAAAAAAAAAGGGGGAGAGAGAGAGAGAGAGUGAGAGAGAGAGAGAGAGAGAGAGAGAGAGGGGGAAAACUGGGAUGUCUUUCAGCAGCUUUUCAGCUGCUUCGGUUUUUAGGGUCUGAAGUGCCUUGAGAGUGAGCUGAGCCGCUUGGCAGAUGUCCCAGGUGGAAGAGCCUCUAGGGCCUGGGGGGCCAGAAGAGAACACUUUCACAGAGAACAGUGUUUUGCUCCAUACAGAUGACACUGGUAAAUGUGAUGAAGGAAGAGAAUGUGCACAGCAGAAGGAGACUUCACCUUCGUCAGAUAACUGGGCCAUACAUCAAGAUGUGCAGAAUCCAUCAAACCUGGUGAAUGACACCAGUACUGACCUCAUCAGAACUCAACCUCAACCACUGCCUCCGCCAACUACUUCAGCACUGGAACCGACUGAGGGCAAAACUGGAAAGCUGCAAAAUGGUCACACGAGUCCAACUGACGUAAAUGCAAUCCGCAAUGGAGUCUCGCAUGGGAUUUCAGACUGCAGAAAACAUUCUGCUCCUGUCUCCCAGAAGAUGCACAGAAAGUUACAGUCCAGCCUCUCUGUGAGUAGCGAUGGCAGCAAGAAAAGCAAGUUGAGCUCCACAAACUAUCAGAGAGCUGCUUCCAUACCAGAGGAUGGUUGUGUGCACUGCAUUCUUGCCUGCCUGUUUUGUGAGUUCAUCACCUUCUGCAACAUUAUCCUAGGACAAGCUUCUUGUGGCAUCUGUACUCCUGAAAACUGCUGUUGCUGCUGUGGGGCAGAAGACCUUGGGGAUGACUGCAAUUGCCCCUGUGACUUGGACUGUGGCAUAAUGGAUGCCUGCUGCGAGUCCUCGGACUGCUUGGAAAUCUGCAUGGAGUGUUGCGGGAUUUGCUUUCCAUCGUGAUCAUUUUUUUUAAAAAAAGGAACAGGACUUUUACUGAAAAAAAACUGGAGAUGCUGCCCUUUCUUCUGCCGAAAUUCAGAAGCAUUAUAAACAUAGCUCUACUCAACGGUGUCGAGAUUUUAAACCAAAGCAACUGCACACUUUUUAACUUUUGAAUACUUUCCUUUUUUGCAAAACAGAAAGAGUCACUGUGGGGAAACUGAUUUCAUCUCGGGAACUGAACUGUGCCUUUUAUCAUUUUGCCUUCUGAAAAUUCGCAGUCCAAUUUGUUUUGUAACUGGUGUUGGAAUUCCAAAGCUUGCAAAUAUGGCUUUAUUAUUCUGUGCAGACCAAGUUUCUUUUGUUGUAUAACUUUUUUUAAAAAUGAGUAUAUUUUCUUUUACAAAAGCAAAAUUGGAUGAUACGCUAAAACCCACAUUUUACAGUCGAGUUUCGUAAACUUUUCUCUUGUUCUUUGUUCUGAAAUCAAAUAGGGGAAAUUACCUUGCUUUCUAUCAACUCAAGCCUGCUUCAUGUUGUUUCCUUUGCUCUGGCCCACCAUUGGUAGCUAGCUUUCAGCCAGUUUUCUCAUGCCCUCUGACUCUUUCCAAAUCCCCCCACUUCACCCCCUUUCCCUCUUGACUUACAAAACCCAUCUUAAAAACUUAUCACUUUUGACUGCGCCUUCAGCCACUCCCCCCUACACCCUCCCUCACAUACACACACACACGCAAACACACCCUAAUCUCCUGUCUUGCUUGCGCUACCCCUUAGUAUUUGAAAAGCGCUUUUUUGAUGUUGUAAUGUUGUAUUGCAAAUGCUGUAUUAGGUUAUUAGUACAAUUAGUACAAUAACAAAUUGCAGUUAUAUAGUGACUUUCAUGUCGGGAGGACAUCUCAACACGCACGUUUACUGUAAACUACUGUUAAGUGUAUUUGGAAUCUUAGGAACUAUUUCUUUGUUGUGUUCCAAACAUAGGGACAAAUAUUUCAUCUCUGCUUUGCCCCCAACUAUCCCCUUUCCCAUAUUUUGCUGCAAACUGAAAACCCACUCAAGCAUUUCUGCAUGGGGAAAGUGGGAGGUGCUUUCAAUAUUCUCAUUUAUCUCAUUAAUUUAAAAACUUUAAAAUCUUUAUUUUUGCUUCCAAAAAUAGUGCAUUAUCUGGUUGUAAACAACUUAUUGUGUGAAGGUGUCAAUGAAUUGAACGAUGAAUUGAACAAAGGUGUUGAGGCAAUACAGUACAUACUAAGGUUAUGAUUCUUACUUUGUAGGUCAGGUUUGUGUUCUUAAAAUUGUUUGUACUUCCGUUUUGAUCAAAGUUAGCCAAAGCAGUCAUUUCAUAUAUAUAUGUGUGUGUGAGUGUCUGUACUUGAGAGUGAGCUUUAAUAACUUUCUCUAUUUUUACAGGCUAGAGCACUGGUCUAUGCCAUGUACUAAACCAAUCAACACUAAAUAAAAAUAAAAGCGAUUAGAAUCCA